AUGAACUGCAUCGCCGAUCCAGCCCUCAACCUCACUUCCCUCUUCGGCGGCGCCAAUAUGCCCUGUUCGCCCUUCGGCGGCAUCGGUCACAUCUCCAACUGCUCCGCCCUCACCGUCUGCUACCAGGGCUACAUCGCCAGUCCGCCGUUCAACACCACCACGGGACCCGUCAAUCAGACGCUGUACAUCGGAAGCGUGUCCAACAACCUCGUCUUGCAGGACUGCGCAACACAGGUCGUCGGUCGCACAGGCAGGUUCGAUGCAAGCUUUGUCACCAAUUACGGCUGCAGCCUGAGCAGCAAUCAGACUUACACAUCGGAUGCGAGUGUGGCGAGCGGGAGGACGGGGAAAGGUUGGUUGCUGGCAGGAGCUGUGGCGAUUUUGGUGACGGUUGUGUCGAGUGCCGGGACCAUGGGCUAG
Molecule: messenger RNA, 420 nt
Organism: Kalmanozyma brasiliensis GHG001
Lineage: Eukaryota; Fungi; Basidiomycota; Ustilaginomycetes; Ustilaginales
Exons: 1
Coding region: 1-420 (139 amino acids)
Source: RefSeq, a predicted model, not a curated record